CUUGCCGAGGGCCGUCUGCAACUGACCUUGUACCAGUAUAAGACUUGUCCGUUCUGCAGCAAGGUCCGAGCCUUCCUGGACUUCCAUGCUUUGCCAUAUGAGGUAGUAGAGGUAAACCCUGUCCGGAGGCAGGAGAUCAAAUUCUCCUCUUACAGGAAGGUGCCUAUCCUACUUGCCCAGGAAGGAGACUUACUACAACAACUUAACGACUCCUCCGUGAUCAUUAGCGCACUCAAGACAUUCCUGGUAUCUGGGAAGAACCUGGAGGAAAUCAUCUCCUAUUACCCUUCAAUGAAGGCAGUGAAUGACCAGGGGAAGGAGGUGACUGAGUUUGGCAAUAAAUAUUGGCUCAUGCUGGAUGAGAAGGAGACCCAACGGGUCUACAGCGGGAAAGAAGCUCGAACGGAGGAGAUGAAAUGGCGACAGUGGGCAGAUGACUGGCUGGUGCAUCUCAUCUCACCCAACGUCUACCGAACCCCUGCUGAAGCUCUGGCUUCCUUUGAUUACAUUGUCCACGAAGGCAAGUUUGGGGCUGUGGAAGGAGCAGUGGCCAAGUAUGUGGGUGCAGCUGCCAUGUUUGUCAUCAGCAAGAGACUCAAGAGCCGGUAA
Gracilinanus agilis (Agile Gracile Mouse Opossum) is the source of this 609-nucleotide messenger RNA. RefSeq names its product prostaglandin E synthase 2. Gene Ontology annotation, cellular component: mitochondrion. Gene Ontology annotation, molecular function: prostaglandin-E synthase activity. The annotation marks the transcript as partial. The record is from RefSeq and is a predicted model, not a curated record. The transcript has 4 exons. Lineage: Eukaryota; Metazoa; Chordata; Mammalia; Didelphimorphia; Didelphidae.